AUGCUGAGUCGAGGCGAGCUGCCGGGGAAGCAGGUGGAGGCGGCGGAUGUUUACGCGAUGCGCUUCACUUAGGGAGGAUCAGAAGGAGCUGCUGGAGAGGACACAUCUGCCGUAGAUGAGAGACGCAGUAAGACAAAUAAAUAUAUAUAUUUAAAAAAAAAAAUCACGUUCGGAAACCGCUCUGUGUCCGGGAGUCGUCGAUCGGAGCUGCGCCGCUGAACGAGGCUCCAUCUGUCGCCAUCGUGUCGCUGGAGGCUGCGGCGAGGUGAUGCUCCAUCUUUGGCUCGGCGGCCGGAGCCGUUGUUCCUGAAAGCCUGCUAUUAUGCGGGGAGCAAGGGAGGCUGCGAGGAUUCAAGGGGAAAGAAGCUCUGGUUCAGCAAACGCCUGGCUCUCUGGCAGUGUGAGCCAACUAUGGUCGACCCCUCAGAUGUUGAGGAGCAGAAUAAGUGCAAAGGCCCACAACUUGACGCACCAACUGUGGCCGCUGAAGACUCUCGACUAUCAGAACCGUCCGAUGACGCGACGACUGAGGAGGAAGGUGAUGCCGGUUUCGAGACACCACCCACUGGCAGCUCGGAGCCCAGCCCCUGCCACACUGCGUCUCCGGUGGGGCCGCAGGUCAGCGCACAGGGGGCAGCACCUCAGCAACCACAGACUCAGACUGACGCAGAUUUGCCACCGAAGCUUCACUUGGACCUGUACAACUUUGAUUCGCCCGAGGCGGAGGGCAGUCGUUAUGUGUUGACGAGCCCCCGCUCUCUGGAGGCAUGCGCUCGGUGUGGAGUCAAACCCGUGGAGCUGCUGUCUCGCCCGCUGGCCGACUUUGUCCGGGAGGCUCCGGGCCGAUCCAUGCGUGUCGCCACAGGUCUCUUCGAAGUCUAUGAGAAGGACAGACAUGGCAAACUCAGGCAGUGCAGGGAAGAGAGGGAGAGGAUCAUUAGAGAAGAGAAAAGACGGAUUCUGCAGGCAGCUGUCAACAGCAGCACGUCUUCAUCCUCUGUGGAUAAAGUCACAUCUGGGAUCGGUGUGCCUCCUAAAUCUGACACAGUUUCCUCCAGCUCAGUUCCCAAUGUGGGAGUUCCCUCUAAACCUGCAGCAUCGGGUGCAACCAUCCUAUCGAAAGCCUCCACCUCUAGUCUUAGUACCUCCCCAAAAUCCAUGCAACCUAGAACUACCCCACCUGCAAAGUCCCACCCCAAAACAUCCCUUCCACCUUCUAAGGGUCUAUUUCAAGGACCAGUCAAAGCUUCGGUGUCCUCAUCAUCUGAACAUAUGAAAACCACACUUCCAGCUUCAUCCGGUGGCCCACCAGUGCUCAAGAAAUCUGCCGGUGGUAAAUCUUCCAACACUUUUCCUAGAUCAACACCGAAACCUCCCUCCUUCCCCAGAGCCAACUCGACGUUAACAUCGUCAGUGUCGAAGCCUGCCGUUCAGAAGUCCGACCCGCCUCUGAAUGGAGUAACAAGAGGGCUGUUCUCUCAGCACAACGGACAUCUUGGAUUCCAGUCCAAGGCCCAGGGGAAAAGCCAUUCCCUGGAGUCUUUACAGAGGAGGAUGGAUCCCGUCUGCUGCUCCACCUCCACAACCACCACGACUACAUGCACCUCAUCAGAGUCCGGGGCGUCAUCUGCUUACAGCUGGGAUGGUGCACGAGAUCACUGGGCCAAAAUGUCAAGUCCUCGAGCUCGCACAAUGGCCACCUUCAACUCCCUGAUGGGCCGCAGCCUCAGCCUCGGAGACCUCAGUCACUCCCCUCAGACCACGCAGAAGGUGGAGCGCAUUGUGAAGGAGGUGAAGCGCCGAGGACUCAAGGCCGUGUCCGAGCGCGACCGCAAGAUCGCAGCGUUGAUGCUCGCCAGAUAUCAGGAGGAAGACAUCAUGAGCCAGACCCGCUAUGUCGCUCACCUUCAGUGGGACAGCGAGCGCCGGAUGGAGGAGCUGCGGCGGGAGCAAGAGGACCGGGAGAAGCAGCGGGCGGUGCUCCAGUGCCAGCGAGUGUGGCAGACCCAGGUUUCGAUACGCCAGCAGAAGAUCUGCCAGCAGGAGCGCGACUCGGCCGCCGCCAAACUACGGCAGGCUGAGGAGCACGAAGAGCGCUGGAAGGAGCUGGCAGAGCAGCAGGAGCGCAGCCGUCUGCUGAGGCUGCAGCAGGCGGCGAGAGAAGAGAAACACAAGAAAGCUCUUCAGGAACAGAACCUGAAGGCCCUGGAAGAGGAGAGGGCUGCAGUGCUGGAGCAAGAGAGACUGCUCCUGGAGGAGAAGCUUACUAUAGCUGAGCUGAAGAGGCAGGAGCGGGAGCACCAGGCCCACGAGGAGAGAAGAGGUUUGAACAAAGCAGAGAGGAGGCGUCACGCCGCCCUCAUUCAAGAAAUCGCCCGCAGAGAGCAGGAAGAGAGGGAUGAAGCCAAGAGGGCGGCAGAGGAGAAGCUCAACCGCUCCCUCGAGAACUACGAGCAGAUAGUCGAACGCCGGGGGCAGGAACUGAAGGAGAAGGCCAAGCGUGAGGAGAAACAGAUCCAGAAGGCUCGCAAGGCAGCGGAGAAACGCGAGAAGCAGCAGCAGCAGGUCCUGGAGGCCCGCGUGAAGGAGGCCGCCAAGAGAGCGCAGCAGGCCGCCGUGGUGGCCGAGGAGAAGGCCAAGGAGAAAGCCAAGCGGGCCGUCCAGAGUCGGCAGGAGAAGGAGAGACUCCAGAAGCUCAACAGGCAACGGGUGGAGGAGGAGGAGAGGCAGCGGCGCCUGGAGCUCCUACAGUCCAUCGAGAGGAAGCUGGAGAAAAGCGAGCAGAUCUUCAGGGAGAAGAAGGCGGUGCUGGAGAGCGCCCGCUCCGUGGCCCGGGCGUCCUUCCACGUGCGGGACAAAGUGCGGGAGGAGACCAACAUGCGCACUUUUGACAAGAUGGCCCUGGAAGCGCAGCUCAAAGCAAAUCUCGAUGAAAAGUAAACCGCCGGCCACGUCAUCGGCUCUUGACCUUUGCCACUCCACAUGUCGCCCCUCUUCCAAUCAACACAAGGGACAUUUUUACACUACAUAUCAUCACCCAUCAGCAGUUUUAUUAUACUUUUGACCACCUUUCCCGUGAAAGUGAACAAAUCCAGAUUUGUGUUAUUGCCGUAUUAGGGAACUAAACCAUAUCAGUAGUUAUUUCUCAACAGUGAAGCCCUUUAGUCAGACGGAGCCAGCUUAAUGUUUAGAGUGGACACAACAAUUUUCUUCUUUUUGUGGCAACACAAACCGCUCGUUCUCUCUCUCUCUCUUUCUCUUUCUCUCUUCGUCUAUUUGCCCUCAGCUGCGUCUUAUUUCAGCCACUGGACUGGAAGCUGUGCUGGAGUGAAAGAGUCAUUGUUUAUCUGGAAGCACAACUUCACGACAGCUGCGGGGCCUUUCAAGGGAACACUCCUGUUAGUGGGAAAGCCAGCCCGAGGAAAAGGCUAAACACAAAUGGUUGGCAGCCCGCGCGAGUAAACGGCAGGCCCCAACCGCCCCCUUACAAACGUGGAGAGUUUGGAAGUCCAGCCCAAAAGCGGAAGCCUGUCGGUCCUUUCGGUGCUGACGGAAGGUGCAGAGGACAGUAGAUAUCGCACCGCGAGAAUUCCUCCUUCAAAUCCCCUUUAGAAACUCUUUGUUUUAUUUCCCGUUCGUGUUGAAAGUGCAGUCGCCACAAAAGCUCCCAGAGAGGAAACCUUCACUCGACCUCCCCGUACCAUCCCGCUUCCAACGCAGCAUCAUGGUGACCGUCUCCCAGCCGACAGCUGAAACGACACGCGUGAGAACGCAAAUCCGGCUGGAGUUGCGGGAAGCGGCUGAGCGAUGAGGAUGGUCCACCGGGAGCUCGCUCUGGACGUUUCUUUUUUCCCCAGGCCGUUAAACAGAGUCUUCCAGCUGUUACAGUGCCUCGCAAAAACAUCGAAUCAAAUCAAACUUUAUUUACGUGAGAAAGUGUUUCACCGAGGUUCAAAACGGCCCUGGAUUUUUGUUUCCUCUUUUUGUCACAGGACAACCACAACUGGAGUAUGAUGUGACAAACUAAAACAAAGGAAAUCAAAGCGGUGAAGCUGAACGAAGGUCUGAGACGUUUGGGUUGCAGUGAGAAAGGAUCUCCAGGUUCACAAUGUGCAGAACUUUGGCUGUGCCUUUAACAGUCUUUACAAAAAUAACUUGAGGUCAAGUAGAUUUAGGACCCAGAGAUGAGUGAGAGGAGAUGACUGAACCAAGCCUGAGCUUUCUGCACAAGCACUUCUCCUCUGUGACAUGUACCUAUAGGAAAGCUGUUUAUACUCAACUUUUUUCAUCCGCAAUUAUCAUCAUUAUGAGGCUGCUGAGACAAGCAGCUGCCUUUCUGCAUCAACGAAUCAAAUGUGCACGGUUCAAAAACAGCUUUAUUCAUACCAAGGCGUGCUGAUUAAUCUGUUCGGUUCUUUGCCUUCUGACCUUCUUACCUUAAAUGUUGGCUUCUCCCCCCAGGUUUUCUGGUUAUUUAAUGUUUUCUUCGUCUUCUUUUUCUCUCUUUAAACUACAGUUGUAUCAGAAAAGGUUUGAGAUGUAGCAAUAACGGCGGACGCGUCCGUGAGACGGCGGUUCUCGUACAUGCAAAGAAAACCGGACAAAUAAAAAGAUCUUCAAGAUGGAAUUGAG
Molecule: messenger RNA, 4632 nt
Organism: Poeciliopsis prolifica (blackstripe livebearer)
Lineage: Eukaryota; Metazoa; Chordata; Actinopteri; Cyprinodontiformes; Poeciliidae
Gene: ccdc177
Product: coiled-coil domain containing 177
Exons: 4
Coding region: 412-2940 (842 amino acids)
Source: RefSeq, a predicted model, not a curated record